This is a messenger RNA of Eremomyces bilateralis CBS 781.70, 1478 nucleotides long. RefSeq names its product cell division control protein 2. Gene Ontology annotation, molecular function: cyclin-dependent protein serine/threonine kinase activity; cyclin binding; ATP binding. The transcript is spliced from 4 exons. The record is from RefSeq and is a predicted model, not a curated record. The coding region runs from base 120 to 1106 and encodes 328 amino acids. Lineage: Eukaryota; Fungi; Ascomycota; Dothideomycetes; Eremomycetales; Eremomycetaceae. Gene Ontology annotation, cellular component: cytoplasm; cyclin-dependent protein kinase holoenzyme complex; nucleus. Gene Ontology annotation, biological process: protein phosphorylation; regulation of G2/M transition of mitotic cell cycle; regulation of gene expression.
CAUCUUUGGUUUCUCUUUUGUCUGUACCGAACCGUCACCAUCCCUUUCGUUUCUGGGUAUCAACAGCGUUGGCUACAGACAUUCAAUUACGUUUCUCCUCGAUCGAUUGUCUGCUAAUCAUGGAGAACUACCAGAAGAUGGAGAAGAUAGGCGAAGGGACGUACGGUGUGGUAUACAAAGCUCGAGACCUCACCUCGAACAAAGUCGUCGCCCUCAAGAAGAUCCGCCUCGAGGCAGAGGAUGAAGGUGUCCCAUCCACCGCCAUUCGAGAGAUCUCCCUCCUCAAAGAACUGAACAACCCCGCUAUCGUCCGCCUACUGAACAUUGUUCACGCCGACGGUCACAAACUCUACCUCGUCUUCGAAUACCUCGACCUCGACCUCAAGAAGUACAUGGAAUCGCUGCCCGUCUCGGACGGUGGACGAGGAAAACCCCUUCCAGACUCCGCGGUGGGUACCACGCUCAGCACGCUCGGACUGGGUCCGGAUAUUGUCAAGAAGUUCAUGGUGAACCUGGUGGAGGGCAUACAGUACUGCCAUUCGCACCGGGUGCUGCAUCGGGACUUGAAGCCCCAAAACUUAUUGAUCGACCGGGAUGGGACUCUGAAGCUGGCAGAUUUCGGACUUGCACGGGCGUUCGGCGUUCCAUUGCGAACAUAUACUCACGAGGUUGUCACUCUCUGGUAUCGUUCUCCCGAGAUCCUCCUUGGAGGCAAGCAGUACUCUACUGGUGUCGAUAUGUGGUCCGUCGGAUGCAUCUUUGCUGAAAUGUGCACCCGGAAACCGCUGUUCCCCGGCGACUCGGAGAUCGACGAGAUCUUCAAAAUCUUCAAGCUUCUCGGCACCCCGAGUGAAGAGAACUGGCCAAGCGUCUCAAGCUUCCCGGACUACAAGUCCACAUUUCCCCAGUGGCAACGAAAUUGGGAAAAUCCUCUCGUCCCCGGUCUCGACGACCACGGCCUCGACCUGCUCGAUCUGAUGCUCGCCUUCGAUCCCUCCAUGCGCCUCUCCGCCAAGCAAGCGCGAGUCCAUCCGUACUUCUCGAGCGGACGAUCCCGAAUCAACGGCACCAACGGGAUCCACGGAAUCAACGGCACGUACCAGUAAAUAUCGCGCGUUCUCAUCCCUGUUGUCGACGCGCGCGGCCGUCGCUUCGAUAUGAUCACGAAACGAUUUCCUUCACGACGGGUAACGCAUCAUGGAAUGGUUGGAAUGGGCGGGGAGGGGGGCCAACAUGGUGAUGACAGUGGGUUUUGCAUAUGUACAACGGUGGGCGGAAGGGAGUCGGCCGGAUUUCCUCGUCGAGGACGACACUGCGCGGGUUUCCUUGGUUCAUUUUCCUCAGCGCCUUUGGCUCGGACAGCAUUGAUAUUGGAGGACCGUGUCAGCAAUUGGUAUCGCAGUCGCCAAUGGGCGUACGGAGCAUGGAUUACGAGCGAACAUUAGCAGGUUCGUGUGAAUCAAUCCGAAUAAGAUUGU